Mollisia scopiformis is the source of this 1579-nucleotide messenger RNA. RefSeq names its product WD repeat protein-like protein. Gene Ontology annotation, molecular function: protein binding. Gene Ontology annotation, cellular component: nuclear pre-replicative complex. The coding region runs from base 154 to 1485 and encodes 443 amino acids. The record is from RefSeq and is a predicted model, not a curated record. The transcript has 2 exons. Gene Ontology annotation, biological process: DNA-templated DNA replication; rRNA processing. NCBI's taxonomy places the organism in Eukaryota, Fungi, Ascomycota, Leotiomycetes, Helotiales, Mollisiaceae.
GCAAAUCUACACAAAUUCAAUUUUGAUCAAGGGAUCGUAUAUGAUAUUUGACGGCUCAUCUUUAUCCUAGUGCGGCUUCUCCGAGACACUCCUGUGCCCCGGCUCUUCCUCCGAACCGUCGCAUUCCAUCACGUCCCGCUCUACAAUACAAUCAUGUUGUCCGAAGCCUUCAUCACGGCCAUUCGAGCCCAACCGAAGACUGCGAACACGGCAAUUGCGAAAGACAUUGGCAUCUACCUCCACGAACUACAUCCUACACCCACAAUCAGAUCGUCUUUCAAGAAGAGUUCUGCGCCAGUGAAUGCAUUAGCAGUCAGCUCAACCCAUAUCUUUGCGGCCCAGGCGGACAAGGCAGUCGUUCAUGUCUACUCGAGAGAGCGUGGAAACCAGGAAGCUCUCAUCUCCUUUCCAGAGCGAAUACAUAGCUUGACUUUGAUAGGAGACACCGUCCUGGCUCUUGGAACGGCAGAGGGACGGGUCAUAUUGUGGGAGGUCUGCACAGGUAGACAAGUCUCGACUCCUGCCGCGCAUUUCCAAUCGGUCUCGACUCUUGCUGCAACACAAUCCCAUCUGCUGAGCGGCUCCGAAGACUCCAACAUCCAUGUCUGGUCCCUGCCGCAGCUCUUAUCCUUAUCGUCCAAAGAAACGUCCGAGCCCCUUCGCAGCCUAUCCAACCACCGUGCGGCCAUAACGAAUCUGGCUCUGGGCCACAGCGCAAGUACGACAAACAUCUGUGUUUCAGCAAGUCGGGACAACACGGUUGUUGUUUGGAAUUACCUCUCGGGAGAUCUGCUUCGGACAUUUCUCCUCCCUUCAACGCCUCUUUGCUUGGCUGUAGAUCCGUGCGAUCGGGCGGUGUAUGUUGGCUUCGAAGAUGGAUCUGUACAAUUGAUCGAGUUCCUUCAAUCCAAUUCCGCGAAUCACCCUCUCUACGAUCCAAAGCUCCAGAAUACACCAAUGCAAAGCACUUUGGUUCCUUGGACGGCUCCAAGCGACGUUGGCUCAACACUCUGUAUCGGGCUCAGCUACGAUGGGACAUGCUUGAUAUCUGGACAUGCUUCCGGCAAGAUUGCUUUUUGGGACACUGGCCGAAGAUUGUUUUCUGCGGAGAUUGCUGAUCUAAACGCUCCUGUCACUAAUCUCCUGAUGCAGUCUCUCCUUCCCAAGAAAUUGUCAACAAAGGCUGCAACAGUGGUCAAGCCGAGACUUGGUGAAGGUAAUUAUAUCUUCACCGCCCAAUUGACCGGUUCAUUGGGUGUGAGUAAAUUUGAUCAUGCCGUGAGUACUCCUGGAUUUCCAGCAGAGAUGCUUGAAGAUGCGAUAUUAAGGUUCUCCCAAUUCUCCCAACCCGCGGCUGCAUCUUCAAGCGGACAUGAACAGCUUCGCAAGGAGAACGAGGAUCUAUGGAAGAUUAUAAACGACCAGCGAGAGCUUCAGAAGAAGACUUGGGAAAAGUAUACCAAGCUUAAAGCCAAGGAAGCUUAAUUGCAGGUUCGUGUUUCAGGUUGCGCUUCAUCCAGACUCGUUGGUGUUCCAAAUGCAUUUCCAGCCGCAUUCAACCUCCACGCUCUAGAGUAUG